Molecule: messenger RNA, 1396 nt
Organism: Pogoniulus pusillus (Red-fronted tinkerbird)
Lineage: Eukaryota; Metazoa; Chordata; Aves; Piciformes; Lybiidae
Gene: EMC2
Product: ER membrane protein complex subunit 2
Exons: 11
Coding region: 25-963 (312 amino acids)
Biological process (GO): protein folding in endoplasmic reticulum
Cellular component (GO): EMC complex
Molecular function (GO): protein binding
Source: RefSeq, a predicted model, not a curated record
CGCCCGCCCUCCGCCCUGCCGCCAAUGAGGGCCGGCACCGUCACGGCGGCGUCACGCGGGCGCGCCAAGAUGGCGAAGGUGUCGGACAUGUACGACGUGACUUGGGAAGAUAUGCGUGACAAAAUGAGGAAAUGGAGGGAAGAGAACUACCGAAACAGUGAACAGAUAGUGGAUGUUGGAGAAGAGUUAAUUAAUGAAUAUGCAUCUAAACUUGGAGAUGACAUUUGGAUAAUAUAUGAACAGGUGAUGAUUGCUGCCCUGGACUGCAGUCGAGACGAUUUGGCAAUGUUUUGUCUUCAGGAACUAAGACGGCAGUUUCCUGGGAGCCACAGAGUGAAACGAUUAACUGGGAUGAGAUUUGAGGCUAUGGAAAGGUAUGAUGAUGCCAUCCAUUUAUAUGAUAGAAUUUUACAGGAAGAUACAACUAAUACGGCAGCAAGAAAGCGUAAGAUUGCCAUUCGAAAAGCCCAGGGGAAAAAUCUUGAGGCCAUCCGAGAGCUGAAUGAGUAUCUGGAACAGUUUGUUGGAGACCAAGAAGCUUGGCAUGAACUCGCAGAGCUUUACAUCAACGAACACGAUUAUGCAAAGGCAGCUUUCUGCUUAGAGGAGCUUAUGAUGACUAAUCCACACAACCACUUAUAUUGUCAGCAGUAUGCUGAGGUCAAAUACACUCAAGGAGGGCUUGAAAACCUUGAGCUAUCAAGGAAGUAUUUUGCACAAGCACUGAAACUUAACAACAGAAAUAUGAGAGCUUUGUUUGGCCUUUACAUGUCUGCCAGCCACAUUGCUUCCAACCCAAAAGCAAGUGCAAAAAUGAAGAAAGAUAAUAUGAAGUAUGCCAGCUGGGCAGCCAACCAAAUAAACAGAGCAUAUCAGUUUGCAGGUCGCAGCAAGAAAGAAACCAAAUACUCAUUGAAGGCAGUAGAAGACAUGUUGGAGACCCUGCAGAUCACUCAGUCGUAGCUGGGUGCAGAGCUCUACUACUCCAUUUUCCAGUCCAUCAUAAACCUGUAGUGACCUAAGGGUUAUGUUACUCUAGUGCUGGUAAAAGCUGAUUUUGUAUUGAUGAACAUGCUAAAACAAUGUUUCCUGACCACUCCCAUGCCUGUUAAUUGCUGCUAAGAGAAACCUGAUGAAACUUAGCCCCACAGACAACAGGAACCAAGGACGUGUGCUGCACAUCAGCCCCUUCACAUUUUUCUAUCUACAGUACCUGCUUUUAAGCCAUAAUUUGUAGAAAUAAACUUGUUAAAUGAUUAAAAAGAACACCCCCCCCCCAGUGAUUUAUUUGGACUUGCAAAUGGAAAUGCUGAAUUUCUGUAUGUAGAUGAAUAACAUAUGUUAGAAAUUUUGAUCUUGUUUGCAUAUUUAAGAAUAAAAGCCCCCUGCAGAUGUG